GCGGGGCCCGGCGGAGUAUAGAAGAACUUGGCCGGCGCCGGCCACUGAGGGCCCCCGGGGAUCGGACGGCCACCGAUCGGCGAGACCCACCGAGCUUCGGCCGAAGGAGCAGCGCUAGUGCGCACGCUGGGCACCAUGACACCUGCACCUGCCUUCAACAAGCCCAAAGUGGAGCUGCACGUCCACCUGGAUGGAAGCAUCAAGCCCGAAACCAUCUUGUACUUCGGCAAGAAGAGAGGGAUCGCCCUUCCGGCUGACACAGCGGAGGAGCUGCAGAAGAUCAUCGGCAUGGACAAACCAGAGUCCCUCCCGUACUUCCUGUCCAAGUUUGAGUACUACAUGCCUGCUAUCGCGGGCAGCAGGGAAGCCAUCAAAAGGAUCGCCUAUGAGUUCGUGGAGAUGAAGGCCAAGGAGGGCGUGGUGUACGUGGAGGUGCGCUACAGCCCGCACCUGCUGGCCAACUCCAAAGUGGAGCCAAUCCCCUGGAACCAGGCCGAAGGGGACCUCACCCCCGACGAGGUGGCAGACCUCGUGAACCAGGGCCUGCGUGAGGGGGAGAAAGCCUUCGGCAUCAAGGCCAGGUCCAUCCUGUGCUGCAUGCGCCACCAGCCGGAAUGGUCCCCUGAGGUGGUGGAGAUGUGUAAGAAGUACCGGCACCAGGGUACGGUGGCCAUGGACAUGGCUGGCGACGAGAACAUCCAAGGCAGCAGCUACUUCCCGGGGCACCUGGAGGCCUACAAGGAGGCAGUGAGGAGCGGCAUUCACCGCACCGUCCAUGCCGGGGAGGUGUGCUCCCCAGAGAUCGUGCGCGAGGCUGUGGACGUACUCAAGACGGAGAGGGUGGGGCACGGCUACCACACCCUGGAGGACGAGGCCCUUUACGCCAGGUUACGGAAGGAAAACAUGCACUUCGAGGUGUGUCCCUGGUCCAGCUACCUCACAGGCGCGUGGAAGGCGGAAACGGAGCACCCAGUGGUUCGGUUCAAGAACGACAAAGUUAACUACUCGCUCAACUCAGAUGACCCGCUUAUCUUCAUGUCUACCCUGGACACUGACUACCAGAUGACCAAACGGGACAUGGGCUUUACUGAGGAGGAGUUUAAGCGACUGAACAUCAAUGCCGCCAAGUCCAGCUUCCUCCCAGAGGAUGAGAAGGAGGAGCUCCUCAACCAGCUCUACAAAGCCUACGGGAUGCCACUGCCGCCAGCCGCUGCUGCAGGGCAGGACCCCUGAAGAUGGCAUGGCCUCCUCUGAGCCCUCACCCCACGGAUGGAGCCUGCACAACUCUGUGGGAUCAAGUGACACUUAACCUGAAUUCCCUCCUCAAGACUAAGACUUUAGGAGUUAGCUACUGUUGUGUAUCACACGCACAAACCUGGGAAUGGCCACUUCUCACCUCUGAUUGUGUAUCCUUCCCAGGGACUAGAGCCCUUGUCAAGGGUGACCGUGAAUCUGAGGCCCCCUGUCCUCAGAUGACUCGUGCUGAAAAUCUGGUGCUCAAUAAAGCUGCCAGUGGCUGGCACUGUAUAGCC
Molecule: messenger RNA, 1532 nt
Organism: Chinchilla lanigera (long-tailed chinchilla)
Lineage: Eukaryota; Metazoa; Chordata; Mammalia; Rodentia; Chinchillidae
Gene: Ada
Product: adenosine deaminase
Exons: 12
Coding region: 136-1233 (365 amino acids)
Biological process (GO): T cell activation; adenosine catabolic process; purine ribonucleoside monophosphate biosynthetic process
Cellular component (GO): external side of plasma membrane; cytosol
Molecular function (GO): adenosine deaminase activity
Source: RefSeq, a predicted model, not a curated record